Lacerta agilis (Sand lizard) is the source of this 3754-nucleotide messenger RNA. RefSeq names its product general transcription factor IIi (gene GTF2I). Bases 145 to 3198 code for a protein of 1017 amino acids. The record is from RefSeq and is a predicted model, not a curated record. Gene Ontology annotation, molecular function: DNA-binding transcription factor activity. NCBI's taxonomy places the organism in Eukaryota, Metazoa, Chordata, Lepidosauria, Squamata, Lacertidae. Gene Ontology annotation, cellular component: nucleus. The transcript is spliced from 36 exons.
AGAGAGAGAGAUUCGAGGUCUUCGCUCUCCUCGGGCCCUCCCCCUCCUCCUCCGGUUCUGGGUUCAGGGUGAGCCGUUGAGCGCAGGGCCCGCGCGCCGCCCCGAGACUUGAGGGUUCCAUUUUAGCUGUGCAGAAUUCUUGUAAUGCAGAGAAUAGCAAAAAUGGCUCAAGCGGCUAUGGCAGCAGCAUCCAGCCAUGAAGAGGAUUCAUCUGAAAGCAGAAUGGUUGUUACAUUUCUCAUGUCAGCCCUUGAGUCAAUGUGCAAAGAGCUUGCCAAGUCUAAGGCGGAAGUUGCCUGCAUUGCCGUGUAUGAAACAGAUGUGUUUGUGGUGGGGACUGAGAGAGGAAGAGCCUUCGUUAAUACAAGAAAAGAUUUUCAAAAGGAUUUUGUAAAGUACUGUGUUAAUGAAGAGGCAAAGGCUGCAGAACUACAGAAAAUAAAGUCAACAUCCCUAGAUAAUAGGAUGACUGUGGAUAUUGUGGAAAUGGAAGCCCUCAGGAAGUCUGUGGAGGAUUAUUUCUGUAUCUGUUAUGGCAAAGCUUUAGGAAAGCCAACUGUAGUUCCUGUGCCGUACGAUAAGAUUCAGAGGGACCCAUCUGCUGUGAUGGUGCAUGGUCUCCCAGAAGGACUUGCAUUUAAACAUCCCACCAACUAUGAUGUUACAACACUGAAGUGGAUUCUGGAAAACAAAUCUGGGAUCUCAUUUGUCAUCAAAAGGCCCUUCCUUGAGCCAAAGAAACAUCUAGGACCUCGCAUGACAGAUUCCUCACACACAGUAACAUCCCCAGGUGGAAGCUGCCCCGCCAUCCAGGUGAAGACUGAGCCCAGUGAAGAUUCUGGGCUUGAGUUGGUAACAGUUAAAGAAGAAUCUGAGGAUCCCGACUAUUAUCAAUUUAACAUUCCAGCAGGUCCUUCAGAAACUUCGGCGAUUGAUGAGAAAAUCGCCAUGGCAAAGUCUUACACAGGAAGCAACCAGGGUUCCGAUUGCAGUGAAGGAACAGAUGUGGAAUUGCCAGUAGAAGAUUCUUCUCAACAUGCCACUUCUGAAACAAGUGAGGAUCCUGAAGUGGAAGUGACCAUUGAAGAUGAUGAUGACUACUUACCACCUCAUAAGAAGACAAAGAGCACAGAACCAGUCAACGAUGCUGCCAAUUGUGGAAGAAGAAAAGCUAGAGAAUUCAAUUUUGAGAAAUGGAAUGCCCGCAUUACAGACUUGAGAAAGCAAGUUGAAGAGUUAUUUGAAAGAAAAUAUGCUGAAGCUAUUAACGCAAAAGGGCCCGUGACUAUCCCGUAUCCACUCUUCCAGUCCCAUGUUGAAGAUCUGUAUGUGGAAGGACUGCCAGAAGGAAUUCCCUUCCGGAGACCCUCCACCUAUGGGAUCCCUCGCCUCGAAAGGAUUUUGCUGGCAAAGGAACGGAUACGAUUUGUGAUUAAGAAGCAUGAGCUGCUAAAUUCAACGCGAGAAGAUCUACCAUUAGACAAACCUGUUGCAGGAGUGAAAGAAGAAUGGUAUGCCCGAAUCACAAAACUAAGGAAGCUUGUCGACCAGUUAUUUUGCCGAAAAUUUGCCGAGGCAUUGGGAAGCACUGAACCAAAGGCUGUCCCUUACCAGAAAUUUGAGGCGCACCCCACUGACCUUUUUGUGGAAGGUCUGCCAGAGAACAUUCCAUUUCGGAGUCCGUCCUGGUAUGGCAUUCCUCGGUUGGAGAAGAUUCUUCAAGUGGGCAACAGAAUAAAAUUUGUAAUAAAAAAGCCAGAACUGCUAACAAUCACUCCUGCAGAGAUUACUCAACCAAGAACAAAUAUGCCUGUCAAAGAAGAUUGGAAUGUCAGAAUCACAAAACUGAGGAAGCAAGUAGAAGAGAUAUUUAAUCUAAAAUUUGGACAAGCUCUGGGUCUGAGUGAAGCAGUGAAAGUUCCUUAUCCUGUCUUUGAGUCAAACCCUGAGCAUUUGUAUGUAGAAGGUUUACCGGAAGGCAUCCCCUUUCGAAGUCCAACAUGGUUUGGAAUCCCACGCCUGGAAAGGAUUGUCCGAGGGAGUGGAAAAAUCAAAUUUAUUGUGAAAAAGCCAGAACUUGUCACCUCUUAUUUGCCUCCUGGAUUGGCUAGUAAAGUGAAUACUUCAGAACCCCAAAGUCCGAUCAGCUCAAACUCUGCACGAAGUCCUGUAAGCAACUCCAAGAUUCCAGAGAUUGAAGUUACUGUGGACGAAGGUCUUGCUAACAAGACUCAAACCCCAGAAGUUAAAACUAAUCCUCAAACCAAUGGAUCCAAUGUAGGCUUUAAACCAAGAGGAAGAGAGUUCUCUUUUGAGGCCUGGAAUGCCAAGAUUACUGACCUGAAGCAAAAAGUUGAAAACCUUUUCAAUGAGAAAUGUGGGGAAGCUCUUGGACUGACGGAGCCUGUGAAAGUCCCUUUUGCACUCUUUGAGUCUUACCCUGAAGAUUUCUACGUUGAAGGCCUUCCUGAGGGAGUGCCAUUCCGCCGCCCUUCUACGUUUGGCAUUCCAAGAUUGGAAAAGAUCCUCCGAAACAAAGCUAAGAUAAAAUUUAUCAUUAAAAAGCCUGAGAUGUUCGAGGCAGCAAUUAAAGAAAGUGCUGCUGCUGUUCCAAGUCCUCAGAGAAGAACAAGUUUAUCAAACACCGUGGUAAACACUGUAAGUGUGCCUGAUCCAGUGGUGAACACAGCUGCUGGAGUGGAAGAUCUUAACAUCAUCCAAGUGACUAUACCAGACGAUGAUGAGAGAACAUCCAAAGUAGAGAAGGCCCGACAGCUGAGAGAACAAGUGAAUGACCUGUUCAGUCGGAAGUUUGGGGAAGCCAUUGGCCUGGGGUACCCUGUGAAAGUCCCCUAUCGAAAAAUCACAGUCAACCCUGGCUGCGUGGUGGUGGAUGGGAUGCCCCCUGGAGUGUCUUUCAAAGCUCCCAGCUAUCUUGAAAUCAGUUCCAUGAGGAAGAUACUGGAUUCAGCAGAGUUUAUUAAAUUUACUGUCAUCAGACCAUUCCCUGGACUUGUAAUGAACAACCAAAUUGCUGAGAAAGCAGAAUCAGAAGCACCAGCAACUGUGCCAGUCCCUGAGCCAGUGGCGCAAGAUCCAGUUGAACCAGACCAAAUAGUACAAGUAUCUGUGGAGGACGAUUCGGCACAGACUGAAGAAGACACUCAAAUAAAACAAGAGCCAGACCCAACGUGGUAGACCUCGCCAACAUUUAGGUCAGAAGCUUCCAGGAUUGCGAAGAGUUUGCUGGGACGGCCCUGAGCUGUGUAAUAUAGCUGUAUAAGAGAAGUACCUUCUAUCCACCCUCCUUUUUUGUAUUUUUAGAUAGAAAUGUCUACUCUGUUCAAAAGUCCUGAUAAGUGACAUGAAGCAAUGAAAGAAUAUUCACAAUGGCUUAUUUUAUUUUAAAAGAAUUAAUUGGAGGAAGAAAUGCUGGAUACAUGGCUUAAUGAUUGUUAGUUUUUAAUUAAUAUCAAUGGGGACUUUCAAAAAAAUAUCUGCCUUUCCAAUUAAGACAGUCCAUUAGAUACCGAAGAAGAAAGAAAAUAUGCCUAUCGUAGUUCAGGUUUUAUUUUUUCUCUCCCAGUGGGAGUGGGUGGGAGUGGGAGUCGAAAUUGUCUGCUGAAUUUUUCUUUCUCUUUCUCCUUAAUGGUUAAUUGGAUAAUAGUAUCUGUAUAUUUGAAAUAAUUUUUUUCCUAUGAUAUAUCUCUCAACUCAUAUGUUUUUAAUAAAUAAAUAAAAACUGGUUUUCCUG